AUGGAACCAAUGACUAUACCCCCUCUCAAAAGCAAACGUCCCCCAAAGCCUAAACCUCAAAAUCCCAUUGAAUCCACCAUCCGUUCAUUUUUCCACCCACUCCCCUCCACAUUAUUUUUGGAAAUCUCGGCUUCCAUCGACUCACUCAUUUCCACCUCUCCAAAACGCUGGGUGACAUACACACCCAUGCUUCUUCUCCCAUCCGGAUCAUUUUCCUCAUCACACUGGACUUCUCUCUUUUCUCUUCUUACCACUUCUCAAAAAGAAGACCUCUUUACUCGGAUCCUGCAUAGUGUAUCGAAGAAAGAAGGCAAGAAACUCACGCAUCUUGCUAUUAAUGCCGGGAUACCUCUCCAUGAAAAAGAAAAGGGAAGAGAAAAAGAAGAUGGGAAAGAAGAAGAGAAUAUACUGAGAAGUCCCAGUGGAUUACUCAUGUUAUAUGGAGAUUUCGGACCCGAUUUCAAGGGAGAAGAACCUACGGAAGAAGAUUUCGAAGAUGCGUUUUGGGUGAGUACGAAACAGAAUGGGAUUGAACAGAUUUGGGCGCCGAGGUGGACGAUGUUCAGUAGAGGAAAUGUGAAAGAGAAGGCUAGAUUGUUGGGGUUUCAUGAUGCUGGCCCAACAGCUAGCGCAAAUGGAAAGCAUAUUGGAAAGGAAGAGAGGAGGAAUUGGACGGCGGUGGAUUUAUAUGCGGGAAUUGGAUAUUUUGUUUUUAGUUAUAUUGGGAUGGGGGUGGCGAGGGUAGUUGGAUGGGAGUUGAAUGGAUGGAGUGUCGAGGGGUUGAGGAGGGGAGCGGUAGCUAAUGGGUGGGGGAUUAGGGUUGUGAGGAAGGGGGAGCUAAUCGAAUAUUUCGGGGAUGAGAGGAUUGUGGUAUUCCUAGAGAGUAAUGUAGAGGCGGAGCAGAGGUUGCAGAGCAUGAAGGGCUUUGGGACGGUAAAACAUGUGAAUUGUGGAUUCUUGCCCACGAGUGAACCUACGUGGAGAAAAGCUAUGAAUAUUUUGGGUGAGGAUGGAUGGUUACAUUUACACGAAAACGUUGGAAUAGCAGAUGUGGAAAGAAGAAAGGGGGAAAUUGAGGAGAUGUUACGGAUCUGGCUCAAGGAACGGGUUGAUGAGAGGAUUGUCACGGUUGAGCAUGUCGAAUUUGUCAAGACUUUUGCUCCCGCUGUUUGGCAUUGUGUUUUUGAUGUGUAUCUUAGUACAUAA
Sclerotinia borealis F-4128 is the source of this 1206-nucleotide messenger RNA. Lineage: Eukaryota; Fungi; Ascomycota; Leotiomycetes; Helotiales; Sclerotiniaceae. The record is from the annotation of a GenBank genome assembly.